Molecule: messenger RNA, 2968 nt
Organism: Pseudoliparis swirei
Lineage: Eukaryota; Metazoa; Chordata; Actinopteri; Perciformes; Liparidae
Product: nuclear factor 7, ovary
Exons: 6
Coding region: 68-1465 (465 amino acids)
Molecular function (GO): zinc ion binding; protein binding
Source: RefSeq, a predicted model, not a curated record
UUAACUUGGGGACUUAUGCUGCUUUGAACUGUGGAUUUACUACAUUGUACAUGACAAGCUGACGAUCAUGUCAUUCCCGGAGGAGGAUCUCACGUGCCCAAUAUGCUAUGACAUCUUUACAGACCCUGUUUUGCUGUCAUGUAGCCAUAGCUUCUGCAGGAACUGUCUGAAGCGCUGUUGGGAAACAGGGUUACGUGAGUGCUCAGUAUGCAGGAAAAGAGCCUCCAAAGCUAGUCCUCCCACCAAUUUGGCUCUGAAAAAUGUCUGUGAAGCGCUUUUGGAGGCCAGGAAAAUUUCAGCUGUGGUGGAAGAGAAGAUGAACUGCAGUGCGCACGGAGAGAAGUUAAAACUCUUCUGCCUGGUUGACAAACAGCCGAUCUGUGUGGUGUGCCAGUCCUCCAAACUGCACAAAAGUCACGACUGCUCGCCCAUAGAUGAGGCAGUGCUGGACUGCAAGGAGGAGCUUGCUUUAUCGCUCAAGAACCUGCACGAUAAAGAGGUCAGCCUCAAAAGAAUUCACAUGAACUCUGCAUACAUGUUCAAGUACAUCAAGAGUCAGGCUCUGGAAACCCAGAGUCUGAUCAAGGGCCAUUUUGAGCAGCUCCAUCAAGAUCUCUACCAAGAAGAGUCAGCCAGAAUAGCUGCUGUGAAGAAAGAGGAGGAUGAGAAGAUUGCAGGGUUGAAGGACAAGAUGAAAGAACUUUCGGCAGAAGUGCUGUCGCUCACAGAAACCAUUUCAGUCAUACAGGAGCAGCUGGAAGAAGAUGAUUUGAUCUUGUUGAAGAAUUUCAAAGCCACUCAGGACAGAGAAAAAACCAUAGCCCUUGGUCCAGACAACAUGUCCGGGGUACUGAUUGAUGUGACCAAGCAUCUCUGCAACCUCAAGUAUAAAGUCUGGGAGAAAAUGCUGGACUAUAUUGACUAUACUCCUGUGACUUUGGACCCGAACACAGCACACCCCUGCCUCAUCCUGUGUGACGACCUCACUUCCCUCCACUACUCAAAGGAGCACAGCUGUUGCCCUGACAACACAGAGCGCUUCCACAUCAGCGCUGAAGUGGUAGGCAUGGCCGCACUGGGCUCAGGAAGCCACCACUGGGUUGUGGAAACUGGAAGUAAUCAGGACUGGCUGCUGGGAGUGGCCUCUUCCUCUGUGCCCAGGAACUCUGAGAUCUCUGCUCGACCUGAGAACGGCUUCUGGACUUUGUGUUUCCGGGACGGAGAGUUCAGGGCAAUGACCUCACCACCAACUGCAGUUACACCUGCAAGUGUGCCCAAACAAGUCAAAGUGCAACUGGAUUACAACAAAGGGACGGUGUCCUUCUUUGACCCUGCUGAUGACACGCUCAUAUAUGCAUUCACACACACGUUCACCGAAACUUUACUUCCAUAUUUUUAUACACAGUGCAGUCAUCCAUUGAGAAUAAUUCCAGAAAAGGUACUUGUCACAAUGUUGCGCCAAUGAGUGGAUGAAGGCUGUAUUAAUUAAUUGUGUAGGAAAAUAUGAUCCCAGUCCUAUUUUGAUGGAUGCAAACAUGUUUUAAAUUGGUUGGUUGGUUUGUUAUUUUGCUGCUUCAAAAACUGUGAAUCUACAUCAGGUUAGCUAAGCUUAGCAUAGCAUUACGCCUGAAAACAAGGGAGAGCAGCUAGCGUGGCUCUUCCAGCAGUAACUGAAUCUUGUUUGCUCGUAGUUUGCCUCAGUUUCCACACUUUAGCUAAGCUACACUAAACUAAGCUAUGCUAAACUAAGCUAAACUUAAAAGCUAAGCUAAACUAAGCUACACAGCUUCUGCCUCUAACUACACAUAGCCUACUGACAUGAGUGGCAUAGGCCUACAUCUUCUCAACAAGGGUAAUGUUGUACAGAUGGAAGCAGGUUUUGUUUUGUACUAGAUUGAAUUUAGCCUACUUGACAUCUAAAUCAAAAUAUAUGAGCACGUAUCCCAAAAUGUAGAGCUACCUGUUUAAUGGUAAAAGUUAUAAUAUAAGUGGUAGCCUACAUUGCUCACUGUGGUGGAAUAGGGGAGAGCAUAUUUAUGUGGGAUAGAAAUGUUUACAUAUUAUCAAGAAGUUUUAGGUUGGUUCAUAACUGGGUUUUGGUGUGUGGGAAAAGCUUUCUUUAUUUAAUGGUCUUUUGAAUUGUCUGCGACUUGCAUCCAAAUGAUUGAUAGCCUACUGCCGUUUAUCACCAUGAACUUUAGGAAAUGCACAUUACACACACACACACACACACACACACACACACACACACACACACACACACACACACACACACACACACACACACAUCAUUUGUCACACAUGGAGGGAUUAGACCAAAGUUGGCAAAACUUGUAAAUGUGUAGUUUUUAACCAGCUGCACUGACAACAAAUUAGUGUUCACACAAGUUAAUUGGUACGUCCAUAUAUAGAAAAACAUAUUCAUUUGUCUGAAGAGUUUAGAUUUAUAUAAAUUCUGUACUUUAAAUCUAAUACAGUCCCACACCUUAGUUAUCCUUAAAAUGGGAUGGUGUUAUGUGGAAAGAAGGUUAUAAUUUAUAACUUUAAACUUAAACUUAACUAGCCAAACAUUGGUUUCUGUUCAGGACCUAAGGACACACAUAAAUUACGCAAAAGAUAUAGCCUACAUUUGUCUAAAAUGUAAAAUAUUGGUUUCUGUACAAAGAGGUGAAGACAGAGAAUUUCACUGAAUCUGGUCAACAUCUAUUGUUGGUCAAGCCACCGUCUAGUUUAUUUUUUGUGAAUGUUAGUUGUUUGGCCACCAUGAUUAUACUGUACUGUACAGUUCAGUGUUUUGUUCUCUUUUGUACACAUGGUGGCGCCAGAGUCAAACACAUAUUUUGAAGGAUUUCAUCAGACUACUUUUAACCAUGUGCCGUUUGUAGAAAUGAAGCUCUCUGAACAUCAGCACUUUACGAAGAUAAUGUGGAAAAUGCAAAAUAAUAAAAUUAAAGACAAGUCACAACAA